Molecule: messenger RNA, 4498 nt
Organism: Colossoma macropomum (tambaqui)
Lineage: Eukaryota; Metazoa; Chordata; Actinopteri; Characiformes; Serrasalmidae
Gene: myo3b
Product: myosin IIIB
Exons: 37
Coding region: 257-4267 (1336 amino acids)
Biological process (GO): protein phosphorylation
Cellular component (GO): myosin complex
Molecular function (GO): ATP binding; cytoskeletal motor activity; protein kinase activity
Source: RefSeq, a predicted model, not a curated record
ACUUGAUUAUUGUUGUUGCUAUUGCUGUUGUUGGUUAUGUUUAAGAGAGGUGUUUUGUUUGUUAGAUAAUAGUGUCAUCAUUGUCUUUGUGCUGUAAAGCUGUGUUCGGUAUUGCACUGUGCUCUGAGUUUAAGUCGAGUGGGAGUUGCACUUCCUCUUAGACGGGAACCUGCAGCCACUUAUCAAAUUCCAGUUAAUUAUUAAGGCUGAGCCUAGGAAGCCUUCAAAAUCACUUGGGCUAUGGUAGGACUCGACUAUGGCAGGAAAUGGAAGUGGAAGAGUUGAUGCAGUGAAGAAUGGGGGGCUGGCUACCUCUGAGGGCAAAGAGUUUUACCAUCUUCAUGGCAGGAUCUGGAGGUCACUGUAUGGACUGUAUCCCUACAAGUCAAGCAUGAUUGGGCUGGAGUCACUGGCUGACCCCUCCGAUGACUGGGACAUUGUGGAGACCAUCGGAAAGGGAACCUAUGGCAAGGUGUACAGAGUCAUCAACAAGAAGGAUGGAAGUCAAGCAGCUGUGAAAAUCCUGGAUCCCAUUAAUGAUGUCGAUGAAGAGAUUGAAGCAGAAUACAACAUCCUGCGCACUCUUUCCAACCAUCCUAACGUGGUGAAGUUUUUUGGUAUGUUCUACAAGGCUGAUGAGCUCUCUGGAGGACAGCUGUGGCUGGUGCUGGAACUGUGUAAUGGGGGUUCAGUAACAGACCUGAUAAAGGGUUUGCUGAUGAGGGGGAAACGUCUGGAGGAGCCUGUCAUCUCUUACGUCCUCUGUGGUGCACUGUUGGGCCUGCAGCAUCUGCACAACAACAGAAUCAUCCAUCGUGACGUCAAGGGGAACAACAUCCUGCUCACCACAGAUGGAGGAGUCAAGCUGGUGGACUUUGGUGUGUCGGCUCAGCUGACAAGCGCACGCUUGCGCAGAAACACUUCGGUGGGAACGCCUUUUUGGAUGGCUCCUGAGGUGAUAGCGUGUGAGCAGCAGUUUGACUACUCAUAUGACGCCCGCUGUGAUGUGUGGUCUCUGGGUAUCACUGCUAUAGAGCUGGCUGAUGGAGAUCCACCGCUCGCUGAGAUGCAUCCUGUAAAAGCUCUGUUCAAAAUACCACGAAACCCAUCUCCUACACUCCGUCAUCCGGAUCAGUGGUGCAGAAGUUUCAGCCACUUCAUUGCUCAGUGUUUGAUAAAAGAUUUCGAGGCACGUCCAUCGGUGACCCAUCUGUUGGAGCACCCGUUCAUUAAGCAGGCUCAUGGCAAAGACACUGCACUCAGGAAACAGCUCGCCGCUCUCAUACGGGACCAGCAGGAUGUCGGCUGCAGGACCAGGACCAAGCAUGAAAGGAUCAACACAAGGAAAACAAUGCUUAUUGAGAGCUCCCCUGAUGAUGACCUGGUGAACCUGGAGGUGUUAGAUGAGGAAACUAUAAUCACACAUCUUCAGAAGCGAUAUGAGGAGCUGCAGAUAUACACCUAUGUUGGAGACAUCCUUAUCGCUUUGAACCCAUUUCAGGGUCUAAGCAUUUACUCACCUCAGUUCUCUAAGCUGUAUCACGGGGUGAAGCGUUCAGACAAUCCUCCUCAUAUCUUUGCCACUGCCGAUGCAGCCUACCAGGGCAUGGUGACCUUCUGCAAGGACCAGUGCAUAAUCAUCAGUGGGGAGAGUGGGGCUGGUAAAACAGAGAGCGCUCAUCUCAUCGUCCAGCAUCUCACAUUUCUGGGAAAGGCAAAUAACCGAACACUUCGAGAGAAGAUCCUGCAAGUGAACCCACUGGUGGAGGCUUUUGGUAAUGCAUGCACGGCUAUAAAUGAUAACUCCAGUCGUUUCGGAAAAUACUUGGAGAUGAAGUUUACACCCACAGGUGCCGUCAUGGGUGCUAAGAUCUCUGAGUACCUCCUGGAGAAAUCAAGAGUCAUCAAACAGGCCACAGGGGAGAAAAACUUCCACAUAUUUUAUUACAUAUAUGCUGGUCUGUAUCACCAAGAAAGCCUCAAGAAAUACAGAUUGCCAGAGAAAACAGCUCCCAGGUACAUUGACAGUGCAAAUGGCAAAGUGAUGCAGGACAUUGUGUCCAGCAAAUUAUACAAAGAGCAGUUUGAUGCCAUUCAGGACUGCUUCCGCAUAAUAGGUUUCUCAGAAGAGGAGGUGAAUUCUGUAUACAGAAUCCUGGCAGCUAUUUUAAAUACAGGCAAUAUUGAGUUUACUUCCAUCACUUCUCAGCAUCAAACUGAUAAAAGUGAAGUGCCUAACUCGGAGGCCUUAGAGAAUGCGGCUGCUCUGCUGUCUAUAGGACCAGAGGAGCUGCAGGAGGCUCUGACCUCUCACUGUGUGGUGACACGUGGCGAGACCAUCAUCCGUACCAACACAGUGGACAAGGCUACUGAUGUGAGAGACGCCAUGUCUAAGGCACUCUAUGGCCGUCUUUUCAGCUGGAUAGUGAACCGCAUCAAUGCCCUACUACAGUCUGACACCAGCAUCUGUGCAUCAGAGAGUGGGAUGAACGUGGGCAUUCUGGACAUCUUUGGUUUUGAGAACUUUAAGAAGAACUCGUUUGAGCAGCUGUGCAUAAACAUCGCCAACGAACAGAUCCAGUUCUAUUUUAACCAACAUAUCUUCGCCCUCGAACAGAUAGAAUAUCAGAGUGAGGGUGUAGACGCCAGUCUGGUGGAAUAUGAAGACAACAGGCCGAUCUUGGACAUGUUCCUACAGAAGCCCAUGGGGCUGCUCUCCUUGCUGGACGAGGAGAGCCGCUUCCCUCAGGCUACUGACCAGACACUCGUUGACAAGUUUGAGGACAAUUUGCGGUACAAGUACUUCUGGAGACCAAAGCGUGUGGAGUUAUCCUUUGGAAUUCAGCAUUAUGCUGGAAAGGUGUUGUAUGAUGUGAAUGGUUUUCUGGAGAAGAACAGAGACACUCUCCCAGCAGACAUUGUGGUGGUUUUGAGAACAUCAGAAAACAAACUCCUGCAGCAGCUCUUCUCUAGUCCCCUCACCAAAACAGGUAACCUGGCCACCUCCAGAGCCAGAGUCACUGCAGCUUCCCGAUCUCUACCACCCCAGCUUAGUACUGGGCGCAGCAAGGUGGACACUAUGGAGAUGAUGAGACACCCAGAGGAGACCACCAACAUGAGGAGACAGACUGUAGCUUCCUACUUCCGCUACUCUCUGAUGGAUCUGCUCUCUAAGAUGGUGGUGGGCACUCCUCACUUUGUGCGCUGCAUUAAACCCAAUGAUGACCGGCAGGCCUUGCGCUUUUCUAAAGAUCGCGUGCUGGUGCAGCUCCGUUACACAGGCAUCCUGGAGACAGUCAACAUCCGACGGCAGGGCUACUCCCACCGCAUCACCUUCAGCGAGUUUGUUAACAGGUACUAUUAUCUGGCUUUCCGUGCUCAUCAGAUGCCGGAGAGCAGUAUGGAAAACACAGUGGCUAUCCUACAGAGAGCCAAACUGGACAACUGGGUUCUGGGCAAGACUAAGGUGUUUCUGAAGUACUACCACGUGGAGCAGCUGAAUCUGUUGUUGAGAGAGGUGAUGGCUCGGGUGGUGGUGUUGCAGGCCUACACUAAAGGAUGGCUUGGGGCAAGGAGAUACCGCAGAGAGAAAGAGAAACGCAACCACGGAGCAAUAAUCAUCCAGUCAGCCUGGAGAGGUUACGUGGCUCGUCAGAAUCUGAAGCAAAUCAAGCAGGAGCGGGAGAAGGCAGCAGUGCUGAUUCAGUCAGCAUACAGGGGGCACAGAGUCCGUAAAGAUUAUUGCCACGGCCGACAGCCACCUCCGUCUUCGCCAUCAUCAGCCCGGGAAGACACACCACAAAGAACAGACUCUGACUAUCAAAUCCUUAAAGAGGUUGCUUCCAUCAGUGGUGACAGACAGAGAGAAGUUGACAGUAAAGAGAAAAGCUCUGCUGAAGUGUCUGUGGUGAAGACGAGCGGGGACAGAGACAGAGCUGUACAUCGCAAACAAGGUCCAGCAGUGAAGGUGCUGCAGCGCGCCCCUCGGCGUCGAGGCCAGCAGCCCAAGCUCCUGAACAGCCCGGAGGACAGUCUUUACUACAACCAGCUCAACAGAACUCUAGAUUACCAGGGGAGCAAGAGGAAGCCCAGAAAACUUGGGCAGAUCAAACUCCUGGAUGGAGAGGAUGAGUAUUACAAAUUGCUUUCCGCUGUGGAGUCCAUCCCUGAGGAAGAUUUCUCAUCCUCUCCACCUCCUCCUCCCUCUCGCCCUGGUCCUGCUCCGGCUCCACCGCUGUCCAGAGGAGCGCUGGUCAGUCAAAGCUGAGAGCAUAGCGCACAGUCAGUCUGAGCCUCAGCCGAGCUCACAGCAGGUUGCCUUCUUCAAUUCCUUACCAAUAAGUGUAUGUAUUACACUCUGUGGUGAGACAUCGUAAUUUAUAUAUUUAUUAAUCAUGUGAAGUUUAUUUUAAAUAAUAAAGAUGUUAUUUAACUUGAGAUAGAUUCUGCAAUUUUUGUGGUUUAAUUCAUGUGAAUGGCAGGCCUUUCCACUUUUAAU